This is a messenger RNA of Polyodon spathula (Mississippi paddlefish), 2623 nucleotides long. Its product is annotated as 5-beta-cholestane-3-alpha,7-alpha-diol 12-alpha-hydroxylase-like. The record is from RefSeq and is a predicted model, not a curated record. Bases 620 to 2143 code for a protein of 507 amino acids. The transcript is spliced from 2 exons. Gene Ontology annotation, molecular function: sterol 12-alpha-hydroxylase activity; iron ion binding; heme binding. NCBI's taxonomy places the organism in Eukaryota, Metazoa, Chordata, Actinopteri, Acipenseriformes, Polyodontidae.
UCGCAAAUUAAUCAUUUAGCACGCCUUAUUAGUGCAUAUUAUUAUAUUAGUGAUUAGAGCGGCCACACCUUCCUUUUUGCGUGCAGUAUGGGGUUCUUAUACCACUCAGUAUUUCAAGUAAUUUACCGCUGUUUAGUGCUUGAGGCCCUAAGUGUUUAAAUAAAUCUGACCAUACAUACUCCAUGAGCCCUGGGCUAGUGUGAUUACAAACGAUCCGCACCCCAGACAAGUUAGCAUUCUCAGGGCAAAAAUAAUAGAGCCACACCAAGGUCGAUGCCCAAACGAGCCGAGACCACCUAUAUUUCCAACAUUGGAUCGUUUACUCUGAAGCCCCAUUCACAUGGGAGUGAUUGGACGCUCUCUUGAGCUUCCUCAACAGGGAGAGCCUGGUGCCGCCACUAUCUCUGUCUCUCCUGCUGUGACUGCCUGGAGCCAAUCAGUCUGCCAUGUCCUCUGUAAAACUGGUCCAACAGGUAUUUGUUCUCACUGGUCAGUUCUCACUCAGUACACUCCACCAUGACUGGCUGGCAGACCAAAAGGAGGAGCUAGUGUUUAGCAUUAUUUGUCACUUUCUCUUAGCUCUCAGUCAGAGCAGUGCUCAGAGUAACAGGAAGAAAAUAUGCCUCUCUUGCUUCCAGUCCUCCUUGCCUUGCUAAUCUCCAUCCUCAGUGGCCUUUAUUUCUUGGGAGCUUUACGUAAAAGACGACCCGGAGAGCCUCCCCUGGACAAGGGCCCCAUACCAUGGCUGGGCCAUGUGCUGGACUUCCGAAGGGACACAGCCAAGUUCCUGCAGAAGAUGCAAGAGAAGCAUGGGAGCAUUUUCACUGUGCAGUUAGCAGGUCACUACUUCACCUUCCUCAUGGACCCCUUUUCUUUUGGCACUGUAGUGAAAGAGGCCAGAGCCAAGCUUGACUUUAACAAGUUUGCUGUACAGCUGAUAGAAAAGGUCUUUGGCUACCACACAACGGAAAAUUACCGCAAGUUCCUGCAAACCUCCAGUAACAAGCACCUGAUGGGCGACGGCUUGGUGGUUAUGACCCAGGCCAUGAUGGAGAACUUGCAGAGGCUGAUGCUGCAUAGCAUUGGCUCGAGGAAAGAGCAAAAAGCAUGGAGCCAGGAUGGACUGUUCAACUAUAGCUACAACAUUGUCUUCAGGGCUGGCUACCUUGCACUUUACGGCAACGAGACUGCCAAGGAAGCUGGCAGUUUGGAGAAAGCUAAAGAGCAAGACCGUAUCCAAUCUGAGGAACUGUUCCAAGAGUUCCGCAAGUACGAUAGACUCUUCCCCCGGCUGGCAUAUGGAGUGCUGCCGCCAAAGGAAAAGAUGGAAGCAGAGAGGUUGAAGAGGUUGUUUUGGAACAGGCUCUCUGUGCAGAAGGGGGCUAACAAAGAUAACAUCAGCAGCUGGGUGUUGGAUCAGCAGCGGGUGAGAGCUGAUAAUGGAAUGAAGGAAUCCAUGCUGGACAGAUACAUGUUUGUGCUGCUCUGGGCUUCCCAGGGCAACACUGGUCCGUCUGCAUUCUGGCUGCUACUGUUCCUCAUGAAGCAUUCUGAAGCCAUGAAGGCAGUCCAGGGGGAAGUGGACCAGCUCUUGAGGGAAACCGGCCAAAUGGUCACAUCUGGGGCCCCACUACUUAAUCUCACUAGAGACAUGCUUCUCAAGACCCCCAUUUUAGACAGUGCAGUGGAGGAAACCCUUCGCUUAACUGCUGCCCCAGUUCUCACCAGGGCUGUCAUGCAGGACAUGAAACUCAGGAUGGCAGAUGAGCGUGAGUACAGCAUACGAGAGGGGGACAGAGUGGCGCUGUUCCCAUACACUGCAGUGCAGAUGGACCCGGACGUGCAUCCAGACCCAGACAAAUUUAAAUAUGACCGAUUCCUGACCAAAAAGACUGACUUUUACAAAGAUGGUAAGAAGCUGAAAUAUUAUAACAUGCCUUGGGGUGCUGGAGUCACUAUGUGCCCGGGACGCUUCUUUGCUACAAAUGAGCUCAAACAGUUUGUCUUCCUCAUGCUGACAUACUUUGAGUUUGAGCUGGAAAACCCAGAUGAGGAAAUCCCCUCCAUUGAUGUCACACGCUGGGGUUUUGGAUCUAUGCAACCAGUCAGAGACGUCCAGUUUAAAUACCGUCUACGAUUCUAAUUAAUUGAAAUAAUUCAGGUGAAAAAAUAACAAAAUAUAUAGUCUAUAAAGAAUGGUUUACCAAUGAUCCUAAGUGAAAUGAACUGUUCAAUGUGAGUUCAUUUAAGAAUGUUUUAAUUAUGUGAUUUGUUCCUGCUUGUUCCUUUAUGUUUGGUAUUCUAUCUAACAUGGUAUGGAUUUCUGAUGACUGCUAUUGCAACAGCUGCCUGUAUGUUUAAUAAAACCUGGACUAAGCAGCGUUUUCAAUAUCAAACCCCCUGUGUCUCUCUUGUCUCUCAGUGUGAACACCCCUGUUACUCUGCAGUUUAACUGUUUUUACAGUGAUAUUUGUGUCUAAUACGUUCUUUUCCAGUAAGCAUGAAACACAAGGGAGCAUUUACAAGUUGAAGCUUUGUUGUAUACAGUAUUAUUAGUAUUAUUAGUAUCUAUGUACAGAAAUAAGAACAUUCAACAUUAAAAGAAAGUGACUACUAUGUUUAA